Molecule: messenger RNA, 1548 nt
Organism: Gracilinanus agilis (Agile Gracile Mouse Opossum)
Lineage: Eukaryota; Metazoa; Chordata; Mammalia; Didelphimorphia; Didelphidae
Gene: MDFIC
Product: MyoD family inhibitor domain containing
Exons: 5
Coding region: 667-1404 (245 amino acids)
Source: RefSeq, a predicted model, not a curated record
UGCAUGGCAUCAGCUUCCCUUCCUCUUUUCCAGGGGCCCAUUAGUGGAGCGAAGUCUGAGCUCUAAACUCCCUGCCAGAGGGCUGCGCAGCCUUCUGGCCUCCUGACCUAGACACGGACCAGGGGGUGGGAAGGAGGAGCAAGGCGGGCAGCAGGACCCCGGGCUGCGCCUCCCUUCAGUCUCAGUGGCUGUGGCCACCCGCCAAGAGUUAGAUGCUUUCAUGAUCCGGAAAUGAUGAGAAAAGAAAGAAAGAAAGAAAAGUGUUUCUGAAGUGUGGUGGGAGGGCAGGGGAGGGAAGGGGAGGGGAGGAAGAGAGAAGGAGAGGCACAGGGCGAAAGGUCCCCAGCGGUGGGUGCUCCAGGGCGCGGGGAAGGGGCGGGGUGCGCCGAGCCAGCGCAGCAGAGUCUGGGCAGAGACGUAGCCAGGGGAGCAGCAACAAGCAACAGCAGCGGCGGCGGCAGCCAAGGCCAAGGCCAAGGCCAAGGCAACGGCUCCGGCCACGGCCACGGGACGGGAGAUGCUGUGGCUCUCGGAGGCUCGCUAACUUCCCAGUGCAGGAAAGAGGAGGAAGAGUGCGCUGGGCUAGCAGACGGCGAUGCCGAGGGUCUGCUGUUAGUUGGGUCCGAGUUGUGUAGGCUCUAUAUUUCUUGGUGAGAGGGCUGGCAGAUGUCCCAAGUGGGAGAACCUCUUCCUCCUGGGCCUGAAGGGCCAAAACAUGGAGCUGAGUCUGAAAGCAGCUUUUUGAUCUCACUCCCUGGGGAAAAAUGUGACCAAGACAAUACAGAAAGAGUUACACCACCCACCAAUAGUCUUUUUAUGCAUGGAGAAAUACAAGACCAAUCUAUCUGGGGAAAUCGUUCAGAUGGAGAUCUCAUCAGAACACAACCUCAACGCUUGCCUGAGCCCCAAACUUCAGCCCAGGAGCAAAGUGAGGAAGAAACGGGGAAGAUAAAGAAUGGUCAUACAAAUCUGAGAAAUGGAAAUGGAAUCCACAAUGGGGUUAGACAUGUAUCUAUAGAUAACAGAAAACUUUCUGGACCCGUUUCACAAAAAAUGCAUAAAAAACUUCAGUCCAGCUUGUCUGUGAGCAGCGAUAUGAGCAAGAAGAGCAAAGUCAGUGCUGUGUUUUCUCAAAAACCAGGCUCAUCACCUGAAGAUUGCUGUGUUCACUGUAUCCUGGCCUGCUUGUUCUGUGAGUUCCUGACCCUCUGCAAUAUCGUAUUAGGACAAGCAUCAUGUGGCAUCUGUACGUCGGAGGCCUGCUGCUGUUGCUGUGGUGAUGAAGUAGGAGAUGACUGUAACUGCCCUUGUGACAUGGAUUGUGGCAUAAUGGAUGCCUGUUGUGAAUCAUCAGACUGUUUAGAAAUCUGUAUGGAAUGCUGUGGAAUUUGUUUCCCAUCAUAAAUAUUUAUCCCUUAUUUUAUUUUGUUCAAAACUGGAGUUUCUGGUUUGUUUGUUUUUUGAUUCUCCUAAGUGAGCAAAAAAUGCAUCACAAGAUUCUCAUGAAACAACCCAGCAUUUGCACUGUUACUCCCUCUUUUGAAAGAA